This is a messenger RNA of Talaromyces marneffei, 333 nucleotides long. RefSeq lists its product as uncharacterized. Bases 1 to 333 code for a protein of 110 amino acids. Gene Ontology annotation, biological process: cytoplasmic translation; translational elongation. Gene Ontology annotation, cellular component: ribosome; cytosolic large ribosomal subunit. Gene Ontology annotation, molecular function: ribonucleoprotein complex binding; protein kinase activator activity; structural constituent of ribosome. The transcript has 3 exons. NCBI's taxonomy places the organism in Eukaryota, Fungi, Ascomycota, Eurotiomycetes, Eurotiales, Trichocomaceae. The record is from RefSeq and is a predicted model, not a curated record.
AUGUCUACCGCCGAGCUCGCUGUUUCCUACGCGGCCUUGAUCCUCGCCGACGACGGCGUCGAGAUCACCGCCGACAAGCUCAACACUCUCAUCAAGACCGCCAACGUCCCUGAAGUUGAGCCUAUCUGGGCCCAGCUCUUCGCUCGCGCUCUCGAGGGCAAGGAUAUCAAGGACCUCUUGACCAACGUCGGUUCCGGCGGCGGUGCUGCCGCUGCCCCCGCUGCUGGUGGUGCUGCUGCCGCCGGUGGUGAGGCCGCUGCUGAGAAGGAGGAGGAGAAGGAAGAGGAGAAGGAAGAGUCCGACGAGGACAUGGGAUUCGGUCUUUUCGACUAA